UGAACAAUCAAACAUUUAUCAAAUUUGAUCGAAACAGUAGUCUAGUGGGAGGAUAUUAGAUAUUAUCUGUAAAACAGCUUGGCAGAGCAAUGCGUGGAACGUGAGUUUUAAUAAAAUGUACGCAGGCUUGUUAAAUUAACUUUGAACACGUUUUAAAAAUGCGUUCUAAUGUAAACGGAUGUGUAAUGUUAUCAUCAAAUUACGUUGACCUACAAAUUAUGAGAAGUCUAGUGUUGGAAAAAUAAAUGCGUUUGCAUGAAAAUAAAAACAAAAUGUUAAAAAUCACGAGAAAUGUGCGUACACAGAAAAUAACAGGUGCAAAUUAAUUUCAAAUAGUGAAGUGAUGGCGUUGUAUCGUGAAAUACUAAAUAAUUAUUGUUGCUGAAAUUGAAUUCGCCGAAAAUUGGCAUGAUGCAACAACGAUGCCAUAAGGAAAAUUCGCUGGUUUGAAGCGCACAGACGUAACCUGUUAUCUCUUGUUCAACUGACAAAGUUCUAAUGAACUUUGGCAUUUUGAUUCGCCGAAAAUUGGCAUGAUGCAAGAGCGUUUUUCUGCAAGGUAAAUUCGCUGGUUUGAAGCGCACAGACGUAAUUUCUCAUCUCUUGUUUAACUGACAAAGCUUCAAUGGACUCUGCCAAUAACAUUUUACCGGAUCGUGUUUCAUGGAGCAUACGGUAUUGCUGUGUUUUAUCUCGAAGAGGAGCGCAUGUAACCUAACUUUUUAAGAGGUUUAAAAUUAACUGUCAGAUAUAUAAUUAUCCGCGUGUGAGAACGCCCUCAAAAUGACGUAUUUUCGAUUUUACAUCGUCAUCGCUGUCGUCUUGCUAUGUGGUCUCGCUGAAGAUCUACCUGAGACUCACAGCACAGGGCUGAUUCAAGAACAAGAUGAUCCGUUGCUGAUAAUAUCUACACUGAGUGGAUCAUUUAUUGGUAUAGAUCAACGAUCCGGGAAGAUACGCUGGCGUCAAGAUGAUGAACCAGCCGUCAAGGUGCCAGUCGAUGUCUCUGAACCAGUUGUGCCGAUGUUUUUGCCAGAUCCAAAGGACGGCUCUCUUUAUGUAUUUUCGGCUGAAUCAGAGGCAGUAAAAAAGCUGCCGUUCACGAUUCCCCAAUUGGUUGCUAGUAGUCCAUGUCGUAGUAGCGAUGGGAUACUGUAUACAGGACGUAAAACUGAUACAUGGUUUAGCAUAGAUCCUCACACUGGUGAAAGGGAACAUCUGCUUGGUUUUGACAAAGUGGAAUCCACCUGUCCUGUUAAGGUUCAAGAUGCGGUGUUCGUCGGCAGAACGGAGUAUAACAUUAUGAUGGUCGACAGCAAACAGAAGGACAGAAAGUGGAAUGUUACUUUUUACGAUUACUCUGCAUCAAAAAUGAAGCCCGAAGGCACAGAUAACUAUGAACUCAUACACUUCAGUACAAGUUCUACGGGUCGAAUAGUGACUUUAGAUCGACGACUCGGAGUUGCGUUAUGGGAACUGGAUUUAGAAAGUCCGGUAGUUGCUGCUUACACCGUUAGUGACGAUGGCCUAGUAUCGGUACCAUUCACAAGUGUUGCUGAUGGAACUUUGGAUCACCUUUUAAAGAGAUUUAAAGCACGACCCGGUGAUAUUCAGCUUUAUCCGACACUCUACGUGGGUGAACAUAGACAUGGAUUAUACGCUUUACCAUCCUUGGUUGAUUCCAUGAGUGCCACAAUAACUACGAAGGCUGGCCACCUUCUGAUUGAAGGACCGCUGAUGUUGCCACCAGAUUCAGACAACGAAGAUGAUUCCUUAUCAGAAAAACAUAUUCCAGUACCUCAUAUUUCAGAUACGGAUAAUGAUUCUCAUAGCAUUCCAGUGCAGAAAGGCGUAAUUGUAUUAGGUCACUACCAAGUACCUCCUGAAUAUCAAGUUCAAAAUCAACCGCUGCAGAUCACGGGUCGUUCAGAUCCUGUUAUUCAAACCACUCCACCAACUCUUAAUGUUACGAGAAAACAGGUGGUUGCUGUUCAAACUGAGAAUGAUGUUAACAGUACCAUUGAGUACAAAGGUAUGCGAAAGACUGUUCGAACGGUCUACAAUGCCACGAAACUUUGGCUCAAUCAACAAGAGAAUAAAGGGCUCAAACUUGCCUUGAUCAUACUGAUGGGGUCCCUAGUGGCUAUGUUUUGGUAUUUCAAUGCACAAUUUAAGGAAUUCCAACAGUUGUCUCAGGGCUCACGAGAAAACAGCCGAACGAGCAGUAAUGGCAAAAGUGGUUACACUGCGAUACCCGAAGAUGUUGGAGAGGGAUUGGUCAGAAUAGGAAAAAUCACUUUCAACACCGAAGAAAUUUUGGGCAAGGGAUGCGAAGGUACAUUUGUGUACAAAGGGGAAUUCGACGGUCGCUCAGUAGCUGUAAAACGAUUGUUGCCGGAGUGUUUUACAUUCGCCGAUCGGGAAGUAGCUUUGUUGAGAGAAUCGGAUGCCCAUCCAAAUGUUGUUCGAUAUUUCUGCACUGAACAGGACAGGAUGUUCCGAUAUAUUGCAUUGGAGUUAGCUGAAGCAACUCUGCAGGAUUAUGUUGCUGGGCGAUACAAUGUUGAUAAAAUAUCUGCUAAGGGUAUUCUGAGACAAGCCACCGCAGGUCUUGCUCAUCUCCACUUCUUAGAUAUAGUUCACAGGGAUAUUAAGCCCCACAAUGUACUCCUCUCUGUCCCUGGACCUCGCGGAGAGGUCAGAGCCAUGAUAUCGGACUUUGGACUUUGCAAAAAACUUCAGCUCGGUCGUAUGUCUUUUUCGCGAAGGUCGGGAGUGACGGGAACUGAUGGAUGGAUCGCACCUGAGAUGCUCAUUGGAGAGAGAACUACUUGCGCAGUUGAUAUAUUCUCGCUCGGAUGUGUCUUCUACUAUGUUUUGUCGGGCGGGAAGCAUCCGUUUGGCGAUCCAUUAAGAAGACAAGCAAAUAUUUUAUGUGGAGAUAGCGAUCUUUCAGUUCUUCAAGGGAUAUCCGCAAGCGAUCGUGAAUUAGCUUUGAUUUUAAUCAGGGCUAUGAUUGCUGGUACACCAGCUGAUCGCCCACCGGCUACUGCCAUUCACCAACAUCCCAUAUUUUGGAACGCUGCACAGAUACUUGGAUUUUUCCAGGACGUCAGCGAUAGAGUAGAAAAAGAUGACCCAGACAGUCCAGCUCUGCUUGCUUUAGAAUCUGGAGCAUCUACUGUUGUGCAAGAAGAUUGGCGCUUACACAUAGACGUCGAAGUUGCUACCGAUCUUCGAAAAUAUCGAAGUUAUCGUGGAGAGAGUGUCAGAGAUUUGUUAAGAGCUCUUCGAAACAAGAAACAUCAUUAUCGAGAAUUGACACCGCAGGCUCAAUUAAGCUUGGGACAAAUUCCAGAUAAAUUUACAGCGUAUUGGUUGAAUAGAUUUCCAGCUUUGUUGAAUCACGCGUGGUGUGCGAUGCAGGGUUGUCGUGAUGAUCCUAGUUUAAGACAGUACUAUGAUCCCGAGUUUCAAUUUCCUUUUGAGGUUGAUAGUAUAGACGUUUCACAGAAGUUAGAAAAAUCAUCUGUUCCGUCAUGGAGAAUACGUGAUGCGGUCAAUUGGAGUCCAAAUCGAGGAAAAUAUAGGGGACAGAAAAAAAGACAAGAACGACGAAAAGCGGUGGAACCUGUCCCCUGGACGUUGCCUCCGGUGAGUUAAGGUAAUAAGAAUGUUAGUAUUCUCUAGUUACGAAUAGGAAUAAUAUUACAAAGCUAAUUUUUAAAAAUACACUACCUGAUUUGAAAUAGAUUAUGCACAUAGAAGAGAUGGUCUACUAUUGAACUCUAAAUUUAUUUAUCGAUACUGCUGCUCAAUUUUUGGCUCUGAAGAGAAAAUGUGAACGGUUUAUAAUAACGACCAAUCCACAAGGUGAUUUAUUUUCUUAGUAUUAAAGUCCGUUAUAAAAAGCAGUGCCAAAAUUUCAGUACAUAAAUACAUUGUAUUGUUGAAUGGCCUUAAGGAAUGCCGAAUAGUAGACUAAGCAUGCCGAAUAGUAGACUACGCGAUUUUUCUAUCUUUAAAGAUACCCUUUUGCUCUACGAAUUCAUAAAUUAUGCGAAUCGAAAAUUCUUACAAUACAAACGUCAUAGAACUUUGUUCAAGAGUUUUUGUAUUCCUUGGGGGUCACUGACGUUUAAAUUAAAUACGUUUGAAGUAAGAAAUUAAUACAGCGAAAUUCUAAAAAAAAAAAUAUCUGUUCUCCAACAGUAGUUAGUUGACUUACUUACCUACCUAGUUACUAAUAGGGUGGGAAUCAAGGGUACUUAGUAACUCAGAAUUUGGAUAAAUAUCCAGGAUCGAGUAGAGUGUAUUUUUUUACCUGUGAUCACUUUAUGUCUGUAGUGAAAAAUUAUCUGCUGAUAUAUGAACUGAGAGCUGUACAAUGCCGGGUUUGAUUGCUCAGACAUUGUGUAAGUACAUAUAAUAGCAUGAAAUAAAGGUAAAAGACAGGAAUUAGCGACUUAAAACAAUAGUGAAAUCUCAUUGAAAAAAUUUCUCUCUAUAUCAAAAAAAAAUAAAAUAAAAUAAAAAGCAAUACAAUGCAGUACGAAUAUACCUGACGCAACUGUUUCAAGUAUUAGAGUUUACCGAUAAAAACGCUCUGAUACGCUCAACCGUGGCAUGAUGUAAAAUUAUGUGCUCAUCGUCAAACGGACAUUGUUUUUAUGUAUAUCACAUUUUAUAUCAACAUUUUCAAUGUUGAAAAACAAAUUUUAAGUCAUGCCAACUUGUUGCACCGAUAGAAAUCGUUGCAAGAGUAUGUAAAAAAGUAUCAGUAGUUUGAUUUAAUGUCUAUGUUGUGAUUAUGAAGUUGGGGUAGUCGAAACAUUUGAAUGAAACAGAGUUUGCUUGAGAUUUUAUAGAUCGUUGAUUAGUUAAAAUUGUCCGAAUUACACAAUCGACAAAAAGGUGUCUGGUUUAACAAAAUAAAAGUACUCUAGUGAUCUGUUGUGAUAACUCGGAAAAAAUUGUAUUAUAAGUUACGAAAAAUCUAAUUAAUCUAUGCGUAGAACAAGUUAUGUAUCUUUUAACGAUUUUGUAGAAAUGACGAUAUCUAUUUAUGUAUUGUUUAAUUCAUACACAUACAAGAUACACAGACUCAAAAAUAGUUUUUGCAUCUAUACAAAAGCUUGGAUGUGGCGAACUGCGACGGUUUCGAGUUUUAUACGAUUAUUUACUCAAAUUAUUUCUAAAGAAUAUAAACUUGGAUAUAUUGAUAAGACACAUUUUUUAAACAUUCUAAGGGCCGCAUUGAAAAACCUGUUUUAACGUAUAGAAGGGGUCAAUUAAUUUAUAGCUGGCAAUCAGAUGUCAGGAUCCGUCAACGUGUGCAAUGCUUAAAUCUGUUUCUGAAUCAAAAUAUCUUCACAGAUUUUAUCGUGAGAUAUUACAUUUUAACUGAUUGUGAAGCACAAUUAGUUUAGAUUAGAUUAUAUUUAUAUCAGUGAAAUUUUAUCCAAAUAUGGAAUGUAUAUUUUGAGGAUGACCAAUUACGUGUUAAUUGAUUACGAAUAACAGUCAAUAAUGACAAGCAUAAUAUAUAUUUAAGUAACAUGUUUGCAAAUACCAUAUAAAACUGUACAUAGCAAAAAAAUGGUAUAUUAUAUAUUAUAUUUUACACGAUUCAUACAUUAUUGUAUAUACUAUACAUAUUAAAGUUUGUGGUAAAAUAAAAACUAAAGAAUCAGUCUAAUUAUUAAUGUUUGUCGUGAUUUCAUUAUUCAUAUGUAAUCUGUAAUUUGUAACGAAAUUUUGGUACGCAUGCAUUAUUGCUUAUGUUGACUUGUACUUAAGCUCGUG
Messenger RNA from Neodiprion fabricii, 5805 nucleotides. It is a transcript of the gene Ire1, whose product is annotated as serine/threonine-protein kinase/endoribonuclease IRE1. Gene Ontology annotation, molecular function: protein serine/threonine kinase activity; ATP binding; RNA endonuclease activity. The transcript has 13 exons. Gene Ontology annotation, cellular component: IRE1-TRAF2-ASK1 complex. Gene Ontology annotation, biological process: IRE1-mediated unfolded protein response; protein phosphorylation; intrinsic apoptotic signaling pathway in response to endoplasmic reticulum stress. The record is from RefSeq and is a predicted model, not a curated record. Lineage: Eukaryota; Metazoa; Arthropoda; Insecta; Hymenoptera; Diprionidae. Bases 784 to 3663 code for a protein of 959 amino acids.